Molecule: messenger RNA, 1934 nt
Organism: Rhipicephalus microplus (southern cattle tick)
Lineage: Eukaryota; Metazoa; Arthropoda; Arachnida; Ixodida; Ixodidae
Source: RefSeq, a predicted model, not a curated record
AUGCUUAUUGUGUUCUUUCUUAACUCCGCAGACAAGAUGAUGGCCAAGCAGGUUUUCACUUUCUCACCACCGACCAAGCCCGUCGAAGGCGAAGCGGUAGUGGAGACGCUACUCCUUCAGCCUUUCGCCAAGCCACCACAGGUCACCUUCGAAAAUGUCGUUGCAAAUCGCGACGCCGUACGCCAGCUGCGCAUCUUGAACACAACCAACGCUGAGCAGCGUGUAAUGCUGGGCGUUCCACGUGGCAAAGGUUUCACCUCCGACACCGAGGCAUUCACGGUGCAUCCCGGACAGUCGCAAAUGGUCACCUUCACCUGGAAACCAGACGAGAAGGCCACAGCUGCCCGAGUGGCCGUCUCGGUGUCCACGGACAAAGGGGUCAGGAGCCAGUUUGUCCUGCUCGGGACAGUCCGACAGGAGGCUCAUCUGCGAAUCAACAAGAAAGGAGUACCACGGUCGAGUAUACUCACAACUUCUCAAAAGCCUAACCAGACCCCUGGGCUUGCCAAAAAGGAUAUGCCCAAAAAAGUAGCACCAAACGCAGCGCAGCCCACCAGGAAGCCUACUGGUCCCCCAAGGAUCACUGUCCCAGUAGAAUUCAAGACGCGUCCGAAGAAGCGCACCGGUUGUGAGAACACACGCAACGCAACCACUCAGCCGACUGCACCCGUCAGGCAGGCUUCCUCGAGCUCAUCUGCAUGUGGCGCCCGCCCGAAAGCCAACAGCCAGCGCUAUUGCCCACCUCGUCGAACCGCUCAAAACAAACCCACAAGCAACGCUUGUCCCAGGAACCGUGCUGCUCAGGCUGGAGUUUCUCUCGCGUCAGAUCCCGCUCCUAAACCUGAGGAAGAGAAACCUCCAACUGAGGCCGUUUCAUCAGAAGGAAUCAGAAGAGAAACGUUCAGUGGUGGCUUCGAUAUUCUGGAAACCAUGAGCCCCUCGUCUGAGGGCAGCCACAGUCGCGUCGAGGCCGUCCAAGCUCAGCAGCCCUUGCCAACCGCCGGAGCCCUCGUUGACAGGUUUCUUCCAAAUGAAUCUGGUGACUCAAAGAUUCAAGGAGAUAUGCCUUGCAUAGGAGCCAAUUCGCAUCUUCAGGUGACUGUCAAUGCUACGUUUGAGGACAGCUUGGAGCCUCGAAGUGCGGCAUUUGAAGAUAGCUUGAAGGUCGAGGCCAAGGAUUCGGCUAAUUUGAACGAUGCAAUUUGUAUCGUUGAAGAAAGCGGCCUUGCGCAGAAUGACACCUUUGAAUUGGAUCUGAGUGCACGCAUGGAAAUGCUGUACCAGCAGAUAAUAGAGAAACAACACUCCAGUGGCGCUCGGGAAAACACGGCCGAUUCCGCCGGGCAAGAGCAGUUGGACACGAGUGCUUACUUAUUGUCACUCUACAACGAGUUGUGCGAGUCAAAAUCCAAGGCUCUCCUGUGCAGUCCGUCGCUGGUGGACAAAGCGUUUCCUGAAGCGAUGCUACAGGAACGCCGCUGUUCGUCGCCGAAAUUGCCGGAAAAUUCGGGCCAGGACAACUCUCUGGAAGACCUCAUUCAACGGCUCGAGCUCGACGCGUGUGACAAUCCGCUGCGGAGAGUGACCCAGACUCGCAAUGAGGGUGCAUCAUUUGAUGAGCACGCUUGCAUUGAAGACUCUCUUUCUGCGGACUUGAGCGGCAUCCUGGGUAAGCCAGGAAAUGCAUCCUGAAGUAUCUGCGUCAACGACGAUUGGCAGUGCCGCUCUUCAGUGCAUGUCACAUAGUCAAGCCUUUUCCCGUCAUCUUUGAGUGCACUUUAUUUUAAUGCUAAAUAAACAUACUGUAGCUUUUGUACAAAGGGCUUGAUAUGUCAGCAUGAAGCGUUGCAUAUUGUCUGUUUUAUAUAUUUUAUACUUUUAUGCUAUGUACAGGAUUGUGUUUAUUACCCGAAUAAAAUUAACUAGAAUGGUUA